CAAUUCUUCUCGCUGUGCCCAGCGCUCCUUUUGGGCCAUUUUCUCGCAAUGAGGGUCAAUGCUAGAGUUCAAGGCUCUGUCCUGCGCUCUCUUCGCAAUGGACCGCACCUUACUAUUCGCCCGCAGUUGACUGCGCGGCGAUCAAUGAGCACCAUCACCGCAACAUCGAGAUCUGCAUCGCAAACUGUCCUGAAGGUACAUCAGUUGCAAAGGAGGUGGCAGUCAGGCUCAGCAGCCGCAGUUCUAGAACAGGCAGCGGGAGCUCCCUCAACUCUUUCACAGGAGUCCAUCAUUCAGCAAUUAGACCCAGUAGAAGCCGCAAGAUUGGAUAAAGUCCGCAACAUUGGUAUUGCUGCGCACAUUGACAGUGGAAAAACCACCGCAACCGAGAGAGUUCUCUUCUACACUGGCCGAAUCAACGCAAUACACGAAGUUCGUGGCAAGGACGCCGUUGGCGCCAAGAUGGACUCCAUGGAUUUGGAGCGAGAAAAGGGAAUCACCAUUCAGUCAGCGGCUACGUAUUGUGAUUGGGUCAAGAAAGAAGAUGGAAAGGAGAACAGGUAUCACAUCAAUUUGAUUGAUACACCUGGACACAUUGACUUCACAAUUGAGGUGGAACGCGCUCUCCGCGUUCUUGAUGGUGCGGUCAUGAUUCUUUGCGCUGUCUCAGGCGUACAAUCGCAGACAAUCACGGUUGACAGGCAGAUGAGACGGUACAAUGUUCCCAGGAUAUCCUUUAUUAACAAGAUGGAUCGGAUGGGAUCAAAUCCUUGGAAAGCGGUUGAACAAAUCAACAAAAAGCUGAAGAUACCGGCCGCGGCGCUGCAGGUUCCGAUUGGAAGAGAAGAUGGAUUCAAAGGUGUCGUUGAUAUCAUCCGCAUGAAGGCUAUCUAUUUCGAGGGUGUGAAGGGUCUAAACGUAGUCGAGAAAGACGAGAUUCCUGAGGAAUGCGUAGAAAUCGCCAAGGAGAAGAGGGCGAAGCUGAUCGAGACUUUGGCUGACGUUGACGAUGAGAUUGCCGAAUUAUUCCUGGAAGAAAAGGAGCCGACCAUCCCCCAGAUCAAAGCCGCGAUUCGAAGAGCAACCAUUGCACUUAAGUUCACACCCGUAUUGAUGGGUUCGGCACUAGCAGAUACUGGUAUUCAACCAAUGCUGGAUGCCGUGUGCGAUUAUCUCCCUAAUCCUGCGGAAGUCGAAAAUCUGGCGCUCGACAGAAGACGAGACGAAGCUUCUGUGAAGCUUGUGCCGUAUAACUCUCUGCCCUUCGUGGGACUUGCUUUCAAGCUCGAGGAGAGCAACUUUGGUCAGCUCACAUAUAUCCGUGUUUACCAAGGAACACUUAAGAAAGGCAUGACCAUUUUCAAUGCACGCAAUGAUCGCAAGAUUCGUCUUCCUAGAAUUGUGCGCAUGCACUCGAACGAGAUGGAAGAAGUCAAUGAGAUCGGCGCCGGAGAAAUUUGCGCUGUCUUUGGCGUCGAUUGCGCUUCUGGCGACACAUUCACAGAUGGCCAACUGUCAUACAGCAUGACGUCCAUGUUCGUUCCCGAACCGGUCAUUUCACUGUCCAUCAAGCCGAAGAAUAGUAAAGACAGCAACAACUUUUCCAAAGCCAUGAACAGGUUUCAGCGCGAAGACCCAACGUUCCGUGUUCACGUAGACCCGGAAUCGCAGGAGACGAUUAUCUCUGGUAUGGGUGAACUGCAUCUGGAGAUCUACGUCGAGCGUAUGCGCCGUGAGUAUAAGGUUGACUGUGAGACGGGCCAGCCCCAAGUGGCAUAUCGUGAAACAAUCGGGGCACAUGUACCUUUCGACCAUAUCCUCAAGAAGCAGACUGGUGGUGCUGGUGAUUACGCCCGCGUUGUCGGCUGGCUUGAGCCCACAGGCGAUUUGCAGACCAAUAGGUAUGAAAGCCAAGUCACCGGUGGUCAUAUCGACGAAAAAUUCCUGCAGGCUUGCGAGAAGGGUUUCCACCAGGCAUGCCAAAAGGGCCCUCUUAUUGGGCACAAAGUCCUUGGAACAUGCAUGGUCAUCAACGACGGUGCAACGCACAUGACGGAUUCUAGCGAAAGGGCCUUCAAUAUUGCAACCCAGGGCGCAUUCCGUAAGGCCUUCCCCAUGGGUUCACCGUCUAUUCUUGAACCACUCAUGAAGACCACUGUAACUGCCCCGAGCGAAUUCCAGGGUGCUGUUGUUGGUCUUCUCAACAAGCGCAACGCCAUCAUCAACGAGACAGAGACUGGAGCAGAAGAUUUCACCGUUUAUGCGGACUGCUCAUUGCACUCCAUGUUUGGCUUCUCGGGCAAUUUGCGCGCGGCAACACAAGGCAAAGGAGAGUUUUCCAUGGAGUUCAGUCACUACGCCCCUGCACCGAUGCAGCUGCAGAAGGAGUUGAUCGCCAAGUACCAGAAGGCACAGGCGGAAAAGAAUAAGAAAUAGAUGGGGUUUUGACAAGACAUCAGCAGUGUGCCAUUUCUUGUUUGUCCUUAAAAGAGCUUUGUAUCAUAACUUCUAUGCACUCAAGAGCGGGUAACAUUGAAGCCCGGUAAAGGGACGUAGUGUCAGAAUAGGGGAAAAAUAUCAUUUGGACUAUGUUGAUAGAACAUGCACUGGAUAUGAGAUAUACCAAAUACAUACUCUUCUCUAAACAA
Molecule: messenger RNA, 2648 nt
Organism: Verruconis gallopava
Lineage: Eukaryota; Fungi; Ascomycota; Dothideomycetes; Venturiales; Sympoventuriaceae
Product: elongation factor G, mitochondrial
Exons: 3
Coding region: 49-2436 (795 amino acids)
Biological process (GO): mitochondrial translational elongation
Cellular component (GO): mitochondrion
Molecular function (GO): translation elongation factor activity; GTP binding; GTPase activity
Source: RefSeq, a predicted model, not a curated record